AUGCUUUUCAGAACCGCGCUACUUGUGGUCGCUCUGAAAGCUCUCCCAGCCUGGAGUCAUUCUUUGCUUUAUAACAUCAAUAUCGGAGGGAUAGACUACGGUGGUUGGUCAGACGAAACUAUUAAUACCCAACCGACUGUCGGUACUCCAAGGGCACUCAACUCUAUACAACGCCCUAUUCCCAACGAUUCGCCGAUCAGGUGGAAUGCCCCGAACAUCGCUACAGGUGAGACCCAGUCGUCAGCCCCCAAGACUGCUCCUGCCAACGCUGGAGAUGAGGUUGUCGUCACCUGGUGGAGAUGGUACGAUAUGCCGGACAACCAUCAAGGUUUGUCGAUUUUCAAGAUCUAUUUGCAAUGGCAGCCUGACCGAAUUUCCCACCCCGUAUACAUGGCAAAGUGUGCCGAUGACUGCAACGGAGAGGCUGGGGCUGACAUGGAGUGGUUCAAGACUCAUGAGUGGGGAUUUGAUGGGGCGGCCGGUCAAUGGCCAACUUUAGCGUUCGCCAGGACUGGAACGACUGACCCCACAGCUACCACUGAGACGAUCAAGCCGUCUAUGAGCUUUAAGCUUCCUACUAGCUUGCCAGGGGGCAGCUACCUCGUCCGCGUUAACAUCAUCGCUUUGCAUUCCAGUGCUGGCCCGGAAUACUACCCGAGAGCAUUCCAGAUCAAGCUAGCCAGUGCUGGCACCGAUUUGCCUUCUCCCACUGGCAAAUUCCCUGCCAUCUAUGCCGACACCUCCAGUCCAAGGAACAAGGAUGUGAGCUCGUUCGAGAUCUGGAACAAUGCCUGCGAUCCUCCCUCGUUGAUGUAUCAGAUCCCCGGACUCGACGUCAUUGCCGGAGGCGUGAGCGUGAAUGCCAACAAUGUCGCGCUUUGCCCUGCUGCUGAGGCCGGAGUAAAGGCCAGUGGCGACACUCCUGCGGGUGGAAACGCUCCAGCGGGUGGUCAAAACGCGACCGAUGCCUCUUCUGCUAGUGUCAGCCCUUCCGGCACCUCGGCCUCUGCCCGGCCAGUGGAUCCUACAGUCCCCGCAUUUGAAGGCAACGCCAAAAACAAUGACCCCUCGGCGACCUUGGACCCUGGUGCCAAGUUGCCCCAAACUUUAGCCAACUCCGAUGGGACAACCGCAGCUUCGUUCAAUACUGCGGCAGCGACAUCAAGAACUGCCGCUGAUGCUCCUGCAUUACCUACAGGACAAGGCGCUCCCGCCGCUUCUGCUAUUGGCGGGCUGGACGAACAAGCCUGGGAGACAUGCGGGAAGAUCCGGGUAAAUUUUGAGAGUUGCACUCAUAUGAGGUUCUAG
This is a messenger RNA of Filobasidium floriforme, 1308 nucleotides long. RefSeq names its product glycosyl hydrolase family 61-domain-containing protein. The transcript has 9 exons. Bases 1 to 1308 code for a protein of 435 amino acids. NCBI's taxonomy places the organism in Eukaryota, Fungi, Basidiomycota, Tremellomycetes, Filobasidiales, Filobasidiaceae. The record is from RefSeq and is a predicted model, not a curated record.